Messenger RNA from Postia placenta MAD-698-R-SB12, 156 nucleotides. RefSeq lists its product as hypothetical. Bases 1 to 156 code for a protein of 51 amino acids. Gene Ontology annotation, biological process: proton motive force-driven ATP synthesis. NCBI's taxonomy places the organism in Eukaryota, Fungi, Basidiomycota, Agaricomycetes, Polyporales, Adustoporiaceae. The transcript has a single exon. The record is from RefSeq and is a predicted model, not a curated record. Gene Ontology annotation, molecular function: proton transmembrane transporter activity.
AUGCCUCAAUUAAUACCUUUUUAUUUUAUAAAUCAAUUAUCUUUUUCAUUCUUAACAUUACUUGCAUUAAUCUAUAUUAUUUCUAAAUAUUUUUUACCUUUAUUCACAUUUCAACAAGUAAUUAGAAUGUAUAUUACUAAACUUAAUAAUAAAUAA